GUCUCCCCAUAUUUCCAUUGCCACUCAAAAUGCCACAAUGCCCUGGAUAUGUCCUCCGCACAUGAAAUCUUUAACUGUAUGCAUAUGCGAGUAUAAGUCUCGUGAUUGCACGUACCCUCUUGUCCUCAGUUCAACUCGACGAUGUUUAUUGUGCCGUACCUGAAUAAGAUCGCGGGAUGGCUGGCGCCGCCGCCCAAAAAGUCGGAAGAUGGGCGCGAUCAAUGGCCCUCGCGGGCGGCCUUUCUCCUGGCAGCCAUGGGUGGUUGCGCUGGACAGGGAAACUUGCUGCGGUACCCAUCGGUCGUCUAUAACAAUUACGGAGCGCAAUGGUUCAUCCCCUAUUUGUUAGCUGUAUUCCUCAUUGCCAUUCCUGCCCUCAUUUUAGAAAUCGCCAUCGGCCAGGCCUACCGCGGAGGCAGUGUGAUCGCUUUCAACAACAUCAAUCGACGGCUCAAGGGUGUGGGAUUAGGCCCAAUCCUGGUAAGCUUCAUUGUCACGCAGUACUUCACCGUGAAUCUCGCCUGGAUCAUGAACUAUUUCCGCAACUCCUUCCGCAGUCCUUUACCGUGGGAGGGCCGGAUUGAAGAAUUCUAUAUGGGCGAUGUCAUUCAUAAUGUCGACCCUGUGGAGGGCGUCUUGAGCCAAGGAAACAAAUCUGUGGUCGCGUUCACCAAAUAUCCCGGACUUGCAGUGCUUGGAGAGACAGUAGGCUGGAGCGCAUUUAUUUGGUUCCUGAUCUGGGUAUCCAUCUUCCGUGGUGUGGGUCUGACAGGGCGCGUGGUCUACUGGACCAUGGGUCUGCCGAUUGUCACCACCAUCAUUUUCGUCGGCCGUUCUCUGAGUCUGGAGAAUGCCGGCGAAGGAGUGCGCCUACUCUGGGCUACCUGGCGAAGUUCGCAGCUAGCCUCCGGGACGGUCUGGCAGACGGCAGUCGGACAAGUCUUCUUUUCCACCGGAAUCGGAUUUGGCUAUUUCACCUCCUACGCCUCGUAUAAUGCGAAACACUCUAACGCUGUGAUGGAUGCCAUUCUCAUAUGUGGUAGUAAUGUACUAUUCGAGAACUUCGCAGCGUUUGCCGUCUUCGGCGUGGUGGGCUACUUGCGACGAUGGCCCGAAGAGGGAGAGAGGCUGGGUGCCUUCGUCGUCGGCUUCCUGACGUUGCCUGAGGCGGUCCUUCAUAUGCCGGGGUCAAAUUUCUGGGCCAUCCUGCUUUUCUUCACUCUUGUGGUGCUCGGAUUUAGCUCAGCGUUUGUGAUGCUGGACGCGGUUACGACCCUCGCGGUCGAUUCGGGCCUCAAGUUCUCGCGUCCCACGAUCGUGACGACACUGACUUUGAUCUCCUUUCUCAUGUGUUUGCCAUACUGUACUGAGUUUGGAUUCUACCUUCUGGAUGGAAUCGACCGUUGGAUCAACAACAUCGCCUUGAUCUUCGUUGUAUGGUCCGAGCUGGUAGGGGCUACUACCACCUACCGUUGGCACGAUGUAACGGGGCAAACGGGGCUCCCAGCCUUUGUCGUCUAUAAUAUCGGCUAUUUUGGAGGACAGAUAGCCGGUGUUGCAGUGGCCCAUGGCGCUGAAAAUCCAUCAGCUGGAGCCGGUGCAGGCUUUGGCCUGUAUAUCCUCUGUUCCAUCGUCGCUGUAUGCAUUGCGAAAACCCCGGAGAUGCGAGCAGCUAGUUUCUGGAAUCGAAACGCCGUUCUCCGCCGAUUCUGGUACCUGGCGUUCUAUUCGGGCAACCAAUUACGACACGACCUUAAUCAUAUCGUCGGCGGCGGUAGCAACUGGAAUAUUCCAGUCUUCUGGCCGGUUCUACUGCGGUAUGUUAGCGCUCCAGUUCUGGCUAUCAUUUUUAGCUUUGCAUACCCGGAGUUUCACACGCUCCGGUACGAUCCGAUGAUGGUCGCCGGUUUUAUUCUGGCCCACUUGUGCUUGUUGGCCAUGCUACUGGGCCUUAUUCUGCCACGCUACUAUGAUUGUUUCGUUCCACUCAACCGCCGGCAUGAAGGUAUACAAGAAACUGCCCCAAAUCAGCCGCGGGGGCAGGACGGGCAAUCAGCCAUGACUUCCUUUCACCAUACCGGGAUUGAAGCGGUCUCGGCAGGUGCUUCCCUUGGAGGUAUAAACUCUUUAGAGCUCAAGAGAGAUACGAACCAUGUUGUGAAGAAGUUUUAAACAUCCUGUGUGAGAUAGCGGAUUUGAUUGGCUUGUGUGGGGUUUAAAUCAUCCAUAUAGAACUGUUGCCGAGGCAAGGACCAUCGUUGAUCCAGACGAAUAUGAU
Messenger RNA from Aspergillus alliaceus, 2278 nucleotides. Its product is annotated as sodium:neurotransmitter symporter family protein. Gene Ontology annotation, cellular component: membrane. Bases 142 to 2172 code for a protein of 676 amino acids. NCBI's taxonomy places the organism in Eukaryota, Fungi, Ascomycota, Eurotiomycetes, Eurotiales, Aspergillaceae. The record is from RefSeq and is a predicted model, not a curated record. Gene Ontology annotation, biological process: sodium ion transmembrane transport. The transcript has 2 exons.